Recurvomyces mirabilis is the source of this 888-nucleotide messenger RNA. RefSeq lists its product as uncharacterized. The record is from RefSeq and is a predicted model, not a curated record. The coding region runs from base 1 to 888 and encodes 295 amino acids. Lineage: Eukaryota; Fungi; Ascomycota; Dothideomycetes; Mycosphaerellales; Teratosphaeriaceae. The transcript has a single exon.
AUGCGACCAACAGCAAUACUCGCUCCACUUUGUCUGCUCGCCUCCGUAUCAUCAGCAUGGCAGCCAUUAGAGGUCGUGAGGCGAGAACUUGCACAGUUGCUCCCUAGACAAGACGCAACAUCCAAGUCAUCCUUUAAUCUGUCGUUCUCCUCACAACAAGGCAACACUGCCACUACCGAAAGCUCGACCGAUGCCUCGACGACUGGUUCGGACAGUGGAUCAUCAGGGACGCAAACAGGGAGCAGUAAGAGUGGCGCAACGGCUACAGGCACACAGACCGGAUCAGGCAAGCAGAGCGGGAGUGCGACAGCUACAAGUGGUGGUUCAGGCAAGAGCACGAAGGCCAGCGUGACCGGAUUCGAUCCCAGAUUACCGCCUGGUGGCGUGCAAAUGGUGACUCCCGCGCCGAUCUCGACAACAUACUACAGGAUCAAUGACCAGGUGACUUUCGCAUGGAACUAUACAUCACUAUCCGUUACUCCAUCUGCCGUGGACAUUCUAGCGACUUGCACCUUGAACAAUGCAAUGUAUACCAUUGCAAUGAACCAGUCCAUCACCAAUGCGACACAAGUACUCACAUGGGAUACUGGAAAUUUCCAGCAGACCGCAGCAACCACACUCUUGACUGGCAGCUAUACUCUCAUUAUUCACGAUGCCGCGAAGGAAGUCACAGCGACCGCGCCAGCCGGCUAUUUGGCGCCUUAUAGCCAAUUCGUCUUCGGCAUGUAUACUUCACAGCCGUCCGUGGCUUGGUCGGAGUAUGUCUGUACGACAUGUAACUCCGCCAAUUCUGUGAUGGAAAGGCAGACUAUGGGCUUCAUGCUGGGCAUGGUUGUGCUGACUGUGCUGAGCUUCAGCUGGUUCGCUGGUGUGGCUGGCAUCAUCUAA